This is a messenger RNA of Drosophila biarmipes, 1643 nucleotides long. It is a transcript of the gene Cyp4ac1, whose product is annotated as probable cytochrome P450 4ac1. Lineage: Eukaryota; Metazoa; Arthropoda; Insecta; Diptera; Drosophilidae. The coding region runs from base 25 to 1554 and encodes 509 amino acids. Gene Ontology annotation, molecular function: iron ion binding; oxidoreductase activity, acting on paired donors, with incorporation or reduction of molecular oxygen; heme binding. The record is from RefSeq and is a predicted model, not a curated record. The transcript has 5 exons.
UCGAACGGAGGAAAUAGCGAAAAAAUGUGGAUCGCUCUGCUAGGAACCCCCAUUUUACUAGCAGCCCUUUGGCUCCUACUGAAAGAGCUGAAUAAAACCUACUUUAUUCUGUCGUUAUCCAAGCGGGUGCGGACGGAGGAUGGCAGUCCCUUGGAGAGCAAGGUGGCCGUAAUGCCGGGAAAAUCACGAUUCGGCAACAACUUGGAUAUUCUCAACUUUACGCCGUCAAGUGUUUUUAACUUUGUGCGAGAGUCCACUGCCAAGGCCAAAGGUCGGAACUAUCUGUGGUACUUUCUGUACGCACCCAUGUACAAUGUGGUUCGCGCCGAGGAGGCUGAGGAGAUAUUCCAGAGCUCCAAGCUGAUAACCAAGAACGUGGUCUACGAACUGAUUAGACCGUUUCUGGGAGACGGCCUGCUGAUUAGCACGGACCACAAAUGGCACUCCAGAAGGAAGGCCUUGACGCCCGCCUUUCAUUUCAAUGUGCUGCAGUCGUUCCUGGCCAUUUUCAAAGAAGAGUGCAAGAAGUUGCUCAAAGUCCUGGACCAAAACGAAGAUGCAGAGCUGGAUCUUAACCAGGUUAUUCCACAGUUUACUUUAAAUAACAUAUGUGAAACCGCUCUGGGUGUUAAGCUAGAUGACAUGUCGGAGGGCAACGAGUACAGAAAGGCCAUCCACGCCAUCGAAGAAGUCUUGAUACAACGCGUGUGCAACCCGCUGAUGUAUUACAACUGGUACUUCUUCCUCUACGGAGAUUACCGGAAGCAUGCGGAGAAACUGCGGAUAGUCCACGACUUCUCGAGCCGUAUUAUCCAACGAAAAAGGGAGCAGUUCCAGCAGAAGCAGCUUGGGGAAGUGGAUGAGUUUGGCAAGAAGCAGCGCUAUGCCAUGCUGGAUACCCUUUUGGCGGCCGAGGCAGAGGGACAGAUAGAUCACCAGGGCAUCUGUGAUGAGGUCAACACCUUCAUGUUCGAGGGGUACGAUACCACAUCAACGUGUCUUAUCUUCACCCUGCUCAUGUUGGCCCUGCACGAGGAUGUCCAGCAGCGAUGCUACGAGGAGGUGGAAAACCUCCCCGAGGACAGCGAUGAUAUCACCGUGUUCCAGUUCAACGAACUGGUCUACUUGGAGUGUGUGAUCAAGGAGUCCCUCAGGAUGUUCCCCUCGGUGCCUUUUAUAGGGCGCCAAUGCGUGGAUGAGAGUGUUGUGAAUGGAAUGGUGAUGCCCAAGGAUACCCAGAUCAGCAUCCACAUCUACGACAUCAUGAGGGAUCCCCGUCACUUCCCGAAACCAGAUCAGUUUCAACCGGAACGCUUUCGGCCAGAGAACACCUUGAACCGACAUCCCUUCGCAUUCGUGCCCUUCAGUGCUGGCCAAAGGAACUGCAUAGGACAGAAGUUCGCCAUCCUGGAGAUGAAGGUACUCCUGGCAGCGGUCAUCAGGAACUUCAAGCUGCUGCCCGCCACUCAGCUCGAGGAUCUCACUUUUGAGAAUGGCAUUGUUCUGCGUACCCAACAAAAUAUUAAAGUGAAAUUAUCAAAAAGGGUUAAAUAGAGACAAAAAAUGUAAGAGAAAUGUUUGCCAAAGAUUUUUAAAUUGCGAAAUGUACAAAAACCAAACCAAAUAAAGUCCAAUAAGUUCAA